UGUUCUCAUGAAGGCGUGAAACUAUUUUUGAAUCACGCGGUAUAUACACCAUGGCUGGACGUCAUGAUAUAUCAACCAAUAAGAGUUGCCCAGCUGAUUCGCUGCAGCGGCUGUAGCCGGCUGAAGCGCGGGCUAGUCGGCGGACAACGUGACUGCAAUGCAGCUUUGUUUGCAUGUCGUUAGGUCCUCUUCAUUUGAUCGCAGUUGUUGAACAUUUACAUUACACUUUUGCACGACACUCAAGGAGCGCUGCAACAGUGCGCUCCUCUGUGCUUGCGUGCAACCGGUACGUUUGACAUGCCCGUGUGGUUAAACAUUUGCAUGACACUCGGGGAGCGUGGCUGCAACAGUGCGCUCCGUUGUGCUUACGUGCAACAGGUACUUUUGACAUACCCUUGUAGUCUCAUUCGUAUGUCGUUAUGUUUCGAAGUGCUCUGUUAGCUAGCCGAUGUCGCCUUCUAGGAAUGCCAAGUCGCGCACGGCGCAUUCAUUCCGACUCCAGUUCAUUGUAUGUCCAUUGGCCGUACUGCGAAAAACGCUGCACGUACUGCAAUUUCAACAAGUACAUCAGCCGGAACGUUGACCACGACGUGAUGACCGAGUGCCUCGUUCGGGAGCUGACGACGGUCAUCCGUAGUAGCAGCAUUUCUACGAUCACGACGGUAUUCUUCGGGGGAGGCACUCCGAGUCUGAUGCGGCCUCGCGAUGUGGAACGCGUCUUGCAAGCCGUCUCCCGGCUCACGGCGGCACCUGUUGCAGAGGUUACGUUGGAGUGCAACCCGAGUCCUGCUGCGAAAGACAGCCUCAGUGACUUCAAGGAGGCAGGGGUCACGCGACUGUCGAUUGGCAUGCAGAGCCUGUGCAAUGAUGCUGAGCUCUCAUCCUUGGGGCGGACACACUCGGUUGAAGAAAGCCUGCACUGUCUGGACCGUGCCAUGCACCUAUUUCCUGGCCAAGUGUCAGUGGACAUUCUUUACGGACGGCCAAGACAGACGCUUGAUGGCUGGCUACAAGAAGUGCAACAGGUGGUGCAGCUUGGCACCGCACAUGUGUCCCUCUACGAACUUACCCUGGAGAGGGGUACCCAGCUCUUCAAGGAGGUCCAGGCGGGCUUACAGGUCGCUUUCAAGAUAGGGGCUGCACUCGGCCGCGCCAUACGUAGCAGCCACCGGUGUAGAACGCCUCUCCUGUUUGCGCCAGUCUCGCAAUCCCUGCCAGACAGUGAGACGUGCUCCCAGAUGUACCUGGCCGCUGUUGAGGUCUUGGAGCGUGAAGGACUACUACGCUACGAGGUGUCCAACUUUGCCCACAAGGGCCAUGAGUGCAAGCACAACCAGGCAUGCUGGAGAGGGUUGCAGUAUCUGGGCAUAGGGCCAGGUGCGCACAGCCGUGUACUUGUGGGCGACGGUCACUGGGAGGCACGGGUGCAGACCCUGGAGCCCAACCCGUGGAUCCGCGAGGUCUCGCAGCGAGGCCACGGGACACGCCUCACACGACCGCUGUCAAGGCAGGAUCGCCUGGAAGAGCUUCUGAUGAUGGGACUGCGUACUGCGCGUGGAAUUUGUAACCAGCUGCCUGCGUGCCACGAAAGCUGGGAUGAAUGUCGCGGACAGCCUCGUCUCCUCCAUGCUGCCACGGCUGAGGGAGAGGACAAGCAGGUAGACUGCCACGGUGCUUCCCCACAGAGCCACGUGAUGCCUCCUCCUCUGCUCAUGUGCAUUGUGGGUUUCGCAGCUGCAUUCGGACUGACCAUGCACAACUCUGUAAGUCGGAGCAGCCAUUUGCAGGUAAAAGGGUUCUGCAAGGCUUCAAUAGUCAGAAGACUUCAAUAGUCAGAAGCUGGUGGAGGUUCAUACUUGACAAACAACAGUGCUAACAUAGACGAGGACAAAGAAUUAGGGUUCACAACACGCAGGGCUGACUGUCGACUAAAUGUGCAUUCGAUUAAAGUACUUGAAUAUGGGAUCAAUUGCCAACUUGACAAUGUUUAAUAGCAAUGCAUGGGUUGCAAGAACUAUGCAGGUGAAACAGAAACUGUGUCACGUAAAACAUAACGUGUGUGAAGGAACCAACCAACCAAACAAAAAUGCUUGAAAAUGAAGAGUUCUUCCAAGAACCGGAUACAUUAUAACGUGAAAUGGGGGGAUGUGGGUUCGAAAAUGUUUUUGUUUAUUUUUGGUUCAAUCUGAAUGAAACUUCACUGUUUCGUUCGGUUUUUCAUGUGGAUAUCAAAUCUAUGAUUAGUUUUUUGAUAGCUACUCUGGUUCAGAAAUUAGUAAAGUCUGAAAAUGAACCUAAUGGGUUGAUCGAAUGGGGGGUUCUUGGCAAUUUCGCCUAGCUAAACAUAAAAAGUAAGUGUAUGACCCUAGUGCCAAAGACUUGUUUCAGCGGGUGAUAUUUGUUUUAUGUGUUUGAAAGCAUUCAGAAGGUAAGAAAGUAGACACAUUUACUGUGAAUAUUUUUCUUAUUUUCACUCAUUAUUAUCUUUAAUUGUAAUUUACAAAAUGAUAGAGUAACAGAAAUAGCAUCAUCCCUAUAUCAUUUCAUUACGAAUAGACUGAUAUCAAACUUGUUACAGUAAAAGCUCGUUAAUUCGAACUCGUGGGGGGCUGAAAAAUUGUUCGAAUUAAGCGGAGUUUGAAUUAACGAGCGGGCGGCAAAAAAAAAAAAAGAUGGCCAUUGCAUUUGGCUGCUAGGGCCGAAGCCAAAAUAGCCGUAUCUGGGAUCGUCAUCGAGGAAUACGCACUACUACUCUUUGAGGUCGGCGAUUGCGGGUAUUAAAAUCAUGCGAGUCCAAACACCAAAGGAAAUAAAGAUAUCCAAUCAAUUUAUGCGCCUGGAACUAAUGAUAAAUGUACCCACGUGAGCGUCAGGCCUAAUGAUGAAAUAUGACACUAUUUAUGCUUCAAAAACAUGUUUAUUAACAAAAGAAUAAUGAUGGAAGCAUAUCAACAUGAAAAAUAAUCGGUGAUUUGCAUUUGUUUGCGCUUUCUUCGCCGCGACUCGAGAAGCAUUGUCUGCAACUUGCCCAACAUCUCCAGCGCAGCAUCCGAAUUCUCAUCGGUGGAGAAAUAGCGCGCAGCCAGAUCGAGUCCCGAUGCUGCUUCACAUGCGCUCGGAGGAGGCAACGGAUCGUCCUCUUUGUCGGACUCGUCGUCGCUGUCAGGCGUGCUCGCCGCGCGUGAGUCGUGCUGCUGACUGGACGCAGCCUCGAUAAUCUCGGCGUCAGUUAAAGGCCCCGUUGUCUCCACGCCGUUGUCUACGUUGACAAAGCUCUCGAAGUCCACACCCUCCGAUAAAACAGCGUAGGCAGGGUCCAGCACGAUGGAGCCAUCAUCUUGAUCCGCUUGAACGUCAAAGUCGGCUGUGCAGCCGACUUUGAUGUUCGGCUGUGCAGCUGACUUUGAUGUUUGAUCUCGCCACAGCCGACAAAGUCGGCUGUGGCGAGAUACAUGCCACACAAACGAGCAAGCUCAUGCAAAAUGCGACAAGAAAAGACUACUCGUGCAUUCCACCGAUCGCAGCCGCCGCAGCGCAACGAAAACCUGAAACGGCUUGCUCCGGAGCAUCGGCGGCGGCGGCGCCCGCGCGUCAGAGAAAACGUGCUACGGCAUGCGCCGGAGAGUGGUGUGCAGCGAGCGAUGAGCGAGCGCGGCUUCGGCCGCUUAUCUGUUUUUUCUGCCAGCGUCCGCUGCGGCGUACGCGGUUGUUGCGACGCGCGUCUUUUCUUUCUUUCCUCUUAUCUUUGAACUCUCCUCUAUCUGCAUGCGGCAGCGGUGAUGGCUCGGCCUGAGCCAAUCGGCAGGCCCGUGCACUUUCCUUUUCAUCCUUCCCUCAGUCGCAACAACAACAACGCCGGAGGCUCCAGCAAGGAAAUUGGCGGCUCGCCUCGUGCGUGCAAAAAUGCGCGCUGGCUUAUUUAGUCUCGUCGCUGUGCAUAUUAAAAAAAAAUUCAAUGCAUUGUACUCGUUACGAGGCGACUUCUAUUUACGAGAAGCAAUGUCGGCUGCCGGCUCCUAGUUCGAAUUAACCGACGUGAGUACCGGUACUUUCGAAUUAUCGGGCGUUCCGGCCCAUUGAUAUACAUAGGGCUUUGCAGGGACCCGGGCAUCAGUUCGAAUUAACCGGCGGUUCGAAUUAAGCAAUUUCGAAUUAACGAGCUUUUACUGUAUUCUCACUUGACAACAUCAUAGAAAAAGAAGCCCUGUAAGAAUGAGUGCGGUGGGUGAAUAUCAAACUGAGAAAAAUGCAUUUGAAGUUUAGGCAGCUGUAACUUUUUCCAGACUGCAGCUACAGCAAUAUAUCAACGACAUCAUUCUGUAGUUUUAUUCUUCACAAGAAUGGCCAUACCAAAAUAUGACUCUCUCUAUAUAUAAUAUAUAACCCUCUUGGUAAACGGGAAAAGGUUGUUAUAAAACCAUGUGCUGCCGCUAAAAUAACAUGAAAAACUACAUUUACCACUUCAUGUGCCUAUUCCAGUGUCCUGCAAGCUAAAGGAAUAGAAAAGUUCAUAAAUUAACUUUGCCAUAGGCAAAUAAACUUACACUAACACACAUGGAAUAUUUACUGAAUUACCUAAAUUGGUUAUUGUCUUGCAAAAAAUAAAAAAGGACACACACACAUUUCACUCUACAGCAUGCCAGGGCUUUAUGCAGUGUCCUUUGCUGGCUUGUGCCGUUUUGAAAGCCUUGCCUUGGUAGCACUACUGCCCAGAUGCUAUUUUUGUGUCUUCCGAAGCUCUUGUCCUUCUCAAAGCUGCGGCACACUAAGCAAUUCCCAGCACUGUAGCCCAGCUUCUCGGCAAUUUGGGUGUUGCUCUUUGUGAUCGGCCCGAUAGCCUCAGCCACUGCCCUUUCAGAGCUGCGCAGUGAGGGAUGCCGAGUAUUUGGAACCAGGGUGUCUACCAACCGGGAAAACCGGGAAAA
Dermacentor albipictus is the source of this 4925-nucleotide messenger RNA. RefSeq names its product radical S-adenosyl methionine domain-containing protein 1, mitochondrial-like. The record is from RefSeq and is a predicted model, not a curated record. Gene Ontology annotation, molecular function: 4 iron, 4 sulfur cluster binding; coproporphyrinogen oxidase activity. Gene Ontology annotation, biological process: porphyrin-containing compound biosynthetic process. Gene Ontology annotation, cellular component: mitochondrion; cytoplasm. Lineage: Eukaryota; Metazoa; Arthropoda; Arachnida; Ixodida; Ixodidae.